This is a messenger RNA of Punica granatum (pomegranate), 1850 nucleotides long. The record is from RefSeq and is a predicted model, not a curated record. NCBI's taxonomy places the organism in Eukaryota, Viridiplantae, Streptophyta, Magnoliopsida, Myrtales, Lythraceae.
UUGUGGGGACUCCCGAGGCUUCUGUCUCUCCUGCAACACUCCCACCACCAGGCAGACUACUUAAAGCAGCAGCCAGCAGCAGAGUGAAGAAGAAGAAGCAGACCAAGCCAACGAAGGAAGAAGAAGAAGAAGAAGAAGAAGAAGAAGAAGCCGACCACCAUUGACGAAGUAAGGGAGAGAGAGAAAUACCCAUUACCCAGCAAGCAGAAGAAGAGAGAGAAAGUAGGGAAACGCGCUGACGAGAUCUGUCCCACGCGCCCUCCCCGCUCUCUCUCUCUCUCUCUCUCUCUGUGGGUGUGUCCGGAUCAGAUUCUUAAUGAACCCCCAACGGAAAACAACAGCGGCGACCGAGUUGUUCUCAGCUCUGAAUUGAUUUGAUUUGAUUUGAUUUGAUGCGCAUUUUCCAGCUUGAAGUUGGUUCCAUUGUUCCUUCUCCUCACUGCUCAGAUCGGAGCUAAGACUUGAUUCGAUGUUUGAUCAUUGAGCUCCUUCGGUUCCGGGUCUGCGUCGUCGGAGCUUAGCUACAGUUGAAAAUGGAUCCGCCUGCGCUGAUCAAUGGAGGAUCCUUCCCCGGCGCCAGUGCGCCGCCGUAUAACCUGGCGGAGAUCUGGCCUUUCCAGCUCAACGGCGGUCAUCCAACGCCGUUCGGGCAGGGCAAUGGCAUUGGCCCGUUCGGUAUUGGCUCCGGCCCCAAUCACGAGGCUCUAGGGGCCGGUCCGGCGAGCUUGGAGCAGAGAGUGAGCCUCGGCAGUGGCAGCGACAGUGGAGGAGGAAGAAAGCGGCGUGAGUUGGAGGAUGAGUUGGCUAAAGGCGGCGCCUCCACGAGCAAUGGAGCCGGCUUGAGUGAUUGCGACGCGAAACGGCUAAAACCAAGCGGAGAUGAUAACGGAGGAGAUGGCAACAAACCAGCCGAGGAGGAGCCAGGCACGGCCAAGUCGCAGCCACAGGAACCUCCGAAGCAAGACUACAUCCAUGUCCGAGCCCGGCGAGGGCAGGCCACCGAUAGCCACAGUUUAGCAGAAAGAGCAAGGAGAGAGAAGAUAAGUGAGAGGAUGAAGAUUCUCCAGGACCUGGUCCCCGGUUGUAAUAAGGUCAUCGGCAAAGCGCUUGUCCUCGACGAAAUCAUCAAUUACAUCCAAUCGCUUCAGCGUCAGGUCGAGUUCCUCUCAAUGAAGCUUGAAGCUGUUAACUCGAGAUUGACCCCCGGGCUCGAAGUAUUCCCUUCUAAAGAUUUCGGCCAACAAACAUUUGACGCCAGUGGGAUCCCUUUUCUCCCGCAAUCUACGAGGGAGUAUCCACGAGGUUCCUCACCGGAUUGGUUGCAUAUGCAGGUCGGUGGCAGUUUCGACCGAAGAACAUAACUGAUCUCCUGCCCCAUCUCCCCAUAUCUAUUAAUCCAUCAACAAUAAGAGCAUAAGAGGCAAAAAGGCUUCAUCUAAUUAGUUCGUGAAAUUUAUAUAUACCUUAAUUACUCAUCGGUUCAAAGAGAAAACAAUGUGUGUCACUCCAUUUUCUUUGGUUUAUUCGAAACCGAAUGUAUCUGUAACCUGCGACUCUUGGAGUGGCUCCAUUUUCUUUGAUGGCGCCGAGAUUUACAUUAUAGGGACGGACGAUUACUAGAUUGGGUCCUGUCAAAGCAAGGUCGGGACUCUGCUCUAUAUGUAGCAUGCUAUUCAGACAGUCUUCGAGAUAAUUUUAUCUUCCAGGCAAUCUGAAACAUAUUUUCGUCAAGAAAUGGCCUCAUGAGUUCUACAUCCUAAUAUCCUGCACACAAGAGAGCUUUCGGUUUCGAAUAACAACAUAGCCCUUGUGUAUAGUAUCUCGUACCUCGAAUGAUUCGGCUUCAACAA